AUGGCUUGUAUUGAGGAACAAUCGGCGUAUCCAGGAAAAAGGUAAGUUGACAACGUUGGUUGACAACGAUGGCAACCGAUGCACGCCAAACUAUUCUCAUUUAAGGGAGAUCUAAAUUAUGACAUCCAUAUGGUGUAAGAUGAUAUAGGUGUAUGUAUUUCCUACAAUUUCAGAUUUUUGUUGAAUGGGACGUUAUUUUACUUAAAAAGAACGUUUUUUUACCAUUACAUGGCUGAUGGUUCAUAAUUAUUAACAAUAUAUUUAUGUACGUCUCCGCCAACGCCAUCAUUUGCAGUGUAAACAAAUAUCUGCGCGCAAGUUUAGUUUUAUGAAAUCCUAUUGUUUUAAUUGAUAACAGUUUCAAUUUCUGGCGAUGUUUUAUUAGUUCUGUUGGAACCUUUGGAACCUUCAAGGUCACUCACAUGUAAUCUUUAGGUAUGUUGUUAGGCACUCUCAGGAUCAAAAUUUUUCUAGUUUAAAGGGUUCUAAGUUGGUGGCCAGGUAGUAAGUGAACACUCUUUUCAGUCAAUAGAAGAAACAAUUUGGUUGUCUAAAUCUGGUUCUUGAGAUUUUUUCUUUGUAAUUCAAUAAGGGUUUUUAAAACUUCCAAUGUUUCCUUUCUGAAAAAGAAUUUGCUUUUUGAAAUUGAUAACCCCAAAAAGUAACAAAUUUUAUUUUUUUCUCAGAGGGCACGGUAACAAAUCCUGCUAUCUGAUUGGAUCUUAGUGCAGUUUGUAUUUUCCUAUCUCUGCCCACAGGCAAGGUAACAAUUUUGUGAUUGCCAAGUACAUCCCUACCUUUGCUGCCAUUUAUUACAAAUGUAUCUCUUUUUUCGGGCCUGGCAGUAUUUUUAAGUUAAGUCAUUGGCCACUACCUAAGCUGAGAAAUAACUUAUAAAUACUCUCUUUUCUCUCUCUGAAAUCACUUUGGUUGACAGAAAAAUAUUGCUUUCAAAAUUAAUUUCUCUAAGCAAAAGUAUCAUUAACUUGGUUGACAAGCAGCUUAAAAACCGUCUUUAAUUAGUUUUAAUCCUUCUCAAAAAGUACCUUGAAAGUUAAAACAUGAGGUAUGUGGUUACAAUCAAAUUAAGUGAUGGAACUUUCAUUCAUUUAUUAUCUGAAUGCUCUCAAACAAUCUAUUUGUAGUGAAAAGGCAAGUGAAGUUUUCAGUUCUACUACAAAUACGGUUUUGGUGAGUCUUUCCAAGUCCAUUCAAUUUGGACAUUUGCACCAAAAAUUGCAAAACAGAAACUGAAGGAAUUCAAUGAGAAAAGCCACAUUAAAUCUCCUUGUGUCUAGUCAAAGUGUCUCAUUUACAUUGAGUUUUUGUGAAGGAAGGACCAGAUUUACACAUGCCAUUGCAGCAAACAAAUGAGCAAACUCUCACAACUAAACACUACAACUGACAGAGUUUGUUUUGGGACCAGACAGUUUAUUAAAUGUAUAUAUCCUAUGUAAAUAACACACUAGACUAUUACAUAACAAAGAUAUUGGACGAAUACACUAAACCAAUGGUUCAGUAAUCAAGAUUAAGAUACAAUCAAAACUCUCUAUGGUGUGGGUGGGUUAAUGCUAGAAAUAAACUUGUUACUUGCUUGCUUGCAAGGUUACCAAUAACACGUGCACAAAUACCUAAGCGGUAAUACUACAGUAAUUUCGCAAUUAAAAUGCGUUAGUGUUGUGAAUAGCCAUUGGCUCAACAGAAGUCUUAUGACUUAUAUGCUGAACAAAUUGCUCAAUCUUACAGAAAAGGGAAAGUACUAACUUGCACCCUGUCCGUACCCAGUCCAGGCCUCUCAUUUAUCAAUGUCUAGAUUCAUAUCAAUAGAGAUUAAUAUUCAUAAUUAAAAUAAAACAUUGGAAUUUACUUACAAUUACUUUCCUUGCCAUUUACUUAAUGAACAGAGGUAAAUCUUUGUACAUUGAUUAAUCGUCAAUGAGAGUGAAUAAUACUUUUGGUAAGGUCAUUGACUGUUUUUGAAGAAAACAUGUUCAUAACAGUCCUUGCUAAACUAGUUCCGUUGUUUUUCAAAAGUGAACAUGCACUUUUUUUCUUAUGCUCACAAAACUGCUUAUUCUGAAAAUGGCACAGAUAUUUUCAGAAUCUAUUGAUCACUCCUCUAUUGCUAUUAAAGUUUCCUUAUCCAAAGAUUUCAGCAUUUGUAAAAAAAAAUUUGGUCAUAAGCUUCAUGUUACAUCUUUGGAGAGUAGAUAGCAGAGUAUUGAACUGAAUUGUACCAAAGUGAUAUUUUGAUAUUUAGACUAGGAAUGGAAGACACAACCCUAACCCUGGAACAAGUUGAACACAUGCUGCCUGCCCCAAGAACCAUCUCUUCUGUAAGAAUACGUGAAUUUGAUGACACUACUGCCAACCCUGAACCAAUAGUACAAGAUGAGGAGGAGGCAGAUCAGUUGUUAGAGGAAUUUCUGUCACCAUCUAAACUUGUGAGUACAUGCAACCAUAGCUUUUGUUGGCAAUUUUUAUCUUUUCUCUUAUGUUUCACUUUUUCUCAUUUCCUACUGCAGUCAUUACUGAAUUGGAGUGAGAGUGGCUGUAAACCACCAAACUAUUAUUAUAUAAUUAUCCACAGAAGAAUUAAUAACCUGAGCAACACUCACAGAGAAUAGUCAAGCCAGUAAAAAAGGCCUCUGUUAUUAGUUUAUGGCUUGGGAAUUAGAUAAGGAAAAACACUUCUUUUCAUUUAACAUCUCUUGGUCUUUUAGAUAUUUUUGUCAACUCUGCCAUAAAGGCAAUGCUAACUUGCAGGGUUUGAAAAAUGUUUUGGUGAUAAAACAUUAUUUAUUAACACUUGUUUGUACCUUUUCUUUGUUUAUGUAGAGAUCUUUGACUGGUUUCUCAAAUCUUGAUCAAGUUGAAUACCUUGAAAUGAGAGUUGAUACAAGGGAAAAUAGUUUAGGAAAUUUUGGUAAGUGGAAGUAUCACAAAUUUCAUCAACAACAGGCUUUUGACAGGAAAAGUGAGUCAAUUUAUUAUGAAAUUACAUGUUUAAAAAUUUCAAAGCCAAAAUAUGGUGACUGAUCAUCUUUGUGAAGUUUGUUUUGAGACAUUUCCAGACUGUGACAUAUAGUUUGAUGUGCGUUUUCAUGAACAUUUUGUAGUAAAGAAUGUCUUGUAGAAGAUUUUACCACUGUUCUUAACUGUUAAAAUUACAUAAGAAAAUGUUUACUGUGCAUUUUGUUGCACAUUUUGUUACCUUUACUUGAGCUCCUUCAACAAGGUUGUCCAGCUCACAAUCAUAAAGGCAGGCUUAGGAGGAAGAAAAUAAUAUCUCUAUUUCCAAUAUUUGUUAUUUGUACUUGAAAUUACUUUGAGAGUGUUGCAAAAGCUUUGAGUUUGAAAUGUUUUCAAUUGUGUUGUUAAAAACACAAAAAGCAUGGUGUCACAACCAUGUUUACAUACUCGUAUCCAAAUUCAUCAAUUGACCAAUAAGGGUGCAUGUACUACAGGUAUCUUAAUAAUGUCAUAAACAGCAAUGUAACAUUUUUGUCUGGGUAUUGUGUGUGUUCUUUUAUUGAAUAAAGUUUAGAUUUUAUUUGUUUUAUCAGACAUACAUAUAUUCCAUAUUCCCAUGACCUUAGAAAUUCCAGUUUUGAUUUUAGUUUUUAUCCCAAAGUUUUGGCUUCCAUUGACACACUGUUCCACUUGGAAUUUUUCAGGGAUCCAUCUUACAAUAGAUAUCUUGAUAUUUUCUUAACUUGCUUACCUCACAAAAUUUCAAAAAACUGGUAUACUGUAACAUUUGCAAGAGAUUGUCCAUAAAGAAAGGCACCUUUUUAUUUCUCUGGCUUUAGGAGCUCUCCUGCCUAACCUGACAGAACUUAAGUUGUCUUACAGCCUUAUAGCCACAGUAAGGUAAGAUAGCUCUUAGUUUUGCCAGUCCCUCAUUGAUGAUGAGAGAUGAAAUGAGAGUUUGUUAUUAGAUGAAUCUUUAACAUUUGCAUAUUAAUAAUUCAUUGUCAUGCUAAUUUUGAGAAUUUGAUGUUGAAUCAAAUGAUAUUCUUUUUUUGAUAUUUUUCUUUAUUUUUGUGGCCUUUCUGCUUGAGGAAUCACCUCUUGAUCAUCCAUGGGAUUGAAAGAGUCAAUAUGUACACCAAGUAGCUUUCUUCAAAAUAUACAGAUUCCUCAUCCAUUAUAAGUCUUGCUAAUUUUGUUAUCUUGGUGUUUGCAUAGAGACCUUGGUACAUCUUUGACUAAUUUGAGAACUCUGUGGCUUGCAAGAUCUGGGCUCAGUGAUUUGGAUGGAAUUAGUUCAGUCUCGUCAUUAAAGGUAAAUUACUCUCUUGCAAGCUGAGACAAAAACAGCAAAUCCAUGGGGCUCCCAGAAAAUUGUUGAAAAGGUUUAAGAGUAUUAACUACCAGUUAUAGUAACUGGUUUCUUCUAGACCAUUAUUUCUUUUCCUCAAAACUUACAUCCUGUAGAUGCAAUUGAAUCCUAAUUGCAUGAAUUUUUCUCAAAGGAUUGAACAUAGCAUUUGCUAGUCUUCUGAGGGCAACUCUUGAAAAAGCAAAUGCUUAUCCAUAUUGUUUUUUACCUAUGAAUCAUACCUUUUCUAUUGGUUUGUGCCAGAGAACAUUAAUCAGCCAUCAAAGACUAUUUAAAAAAAAACCCUUUCAUUUGCAUAUGAAACCUAGAAAAGAAUUUUGAUUGUGCCAAGGAACUGUGUGAUGGAGUUGUUAAAUAAAUUAAUUAAACAAGAUUUCUGGUUGAUUGUAGGAGCUCUACUUGGCAUUUAAUCACAUUGAGGAUGUCAGCCCAGUCAGCAUGUUAGACCAGCUGGAGAUUUUAGACUUGGAGGGGUAAGAAAAAACAGAAAAUAAACUUGGGUUCUUUUUUGUUACAGCAUCAAGAUCACACUCUAUCACACAAGGUUUAAUAAGUCUACUGUCAGAUACGCUUACUUUUGACUUUCAUAUCUUUUCUCUUAAGUUGUAGAAAUUACAACCUGUGGUUGGCUUGUGGAUUACACGGGGAAGCACCCUGGGUAUAAUCCCUGUUGGGGUCACUGUGUCAUGUUUUUGGGCAUAAGGCUCUUGGUUCUUCCUUAUACUUAGGGGGUUGUUUAAAGGCUUCUUUGUGAGCUCUAGAAAACUGUUAUUGGAAGGUUAACUCAGCAAAAUAAUGUGGAUUACCUGCAGUGGGACAAGUGUCCUUUCCUCAUGGAGUAGCAACACCCUUAGCCUUUUCAUGUUGUAGAAAAUGGAAUUAGCUCCAGUAGUAAUUGAAGAUGCCAACCUAUGGAAAAUCGGAAAUCUGGAGAUACUUGAUUUUGAUUCACAUUUCACCCCUCCACAAUCAAAAUUUGUUUUUGACUGUUUUAUCUCAGUCUCUCCCCUCGAAGUACAACUGUAGGGGAGACAGGAGAUAUGUGAAGUUUCCUUUAGAAUUUGUAUUUUAUACACAAUCAUUACAGCUCUGUAGGAAUAAUCCCAUAGAAAACCAUAGUGAAAGCUGACAUAUGUAGUGCUGCACAGGUUGAUGUCCCAGUACUGCUCUCACACAUCAUUGUUAAAAAACUUGAAGGAUGAUGAAUUGUGAGUUUCUUGCUCUGACUCAUAGAAACAAUGGAAAAGUCCAUCUAUUGCAUCUUAUUUGGGUUGAAACAAAAUUUUUCUAAAUUUUUAACACUUAGUAGUAAUAUGAUAAAAUGCUUAGCAACUGAGCCUGGUAAGGGCUGGAAAUAAAUAUUUGGCUCUUGGUCUGCACGUCAUGACCUUAAGCCAAAUAUUUUCCUAUUUGGUCCUCCCAUACAGUCAAUUAGUACAUAAUGUGCUUGGUGAUGAGGUUUAAGGGUCUCUUAUUAAAAAGUGUUUACAUCAAUGAAUUUUUUUACAUUACAAAGCAUGGAAAAGCAUUUCCUAGUGUUCUUUAAAAGGAAACACUGUGCUAUCUGAGGCAUUAUAAAUGACAUUGAUGGAACUCUUUGUGUUAUUAUAUCCUCAGAAACAAUGUGAGUGACAUCACACAGGUGGAAUUUUUAUGUCUGUGUUCGUCACUGAAGAUCUUGACACUAGAGGGAAACCCAAUUUGUACAGCCCCUCAACCCUUAGUAUCAUCAGAGGUGUGCAUUACAUGAUUUUAUCAUAAAAUUUUUAAUUUUGUGUUAUAGAUAUAUGUGAUAGUUGUUUGGAUUUCCUUUGGUUUGCUUUUAUUACUAUUCUGCCUCAUUAGUAAAUAAAGUUAGUACCACCCUUAUCAGAUAAAUAGUCUUAUGUAACCUUAUUUUUCAAGCCAUUCUUAAGUAUCUAUUUAUUACUGGUUUAGAGGUUUCUUUGGCUUUGUUUCUUUGACUUUUGUGAUCAAUACCAGUAGUUUUGGUUUGAAAAAGUGCUGUAUAGCACUUAGUUUCAACAUUUAUUACUUACUGUAAGUUGUGUGAAACCCCCUAAGUUUUCCAGCCAUGGUUCAAUUCAUUGAGAUGUAGUAAAAGAAAACAGCCCAAAACAGUGUGACAUGUAUGCAGUGGAUUGCCACUUAAACACAGAAGGCAAUUCUGCACUGGUAUACACAAACAUUUUACAUGUUCAGUCUGUACUCACAAAGUAAAGGAAGUAAUGGACAUGCUAAUAGUAAAAAUGAACCAUUCUCUUCAUCCCUUAACUUCCUAGAGAGAUCUAAUGGGAAACCCCCCUCCCACUUCCUGCUGCCAUAAAUUUCGUUUUUAAAGAGGUAGAAAUUAGUUGUCCUGCUAAGGUGUUACCCUCUACCUGACAAGUUUACCUUGUCUUGUCAACUGUUUGCUGUAUUUUGUAUUGAGAUAAUAAUAAAAAGGGGAGAAAAUUCUGGAUAAUCAUUUACUAGGGAACCACAAUAGGUAUUUAUGACAAACUCUUCCUAGUUGUUCUGAGGAGAGAGAGAAGUGAAAGGGGAACAUACAAUCCCUUCACAUUGAUGCUUCUACUCUUAUUUCAAUGAAUAAAUUUGCCUAAUUUUCAGGAGUUACAAAGCUAUGAUUAUCGUAGUGCAAUCCACAAAGCUGUUCCAAAUGUUAAAACACUGGAUGAUGAACCUUUCUUGGUGGAAAAAGUUGAUGGUAAGCCUGUGCUGCGGCAGCCACCAGCAUCACACAGAGCUACUAAGGUUCCAGAACAUCUCAAAGAAGACUGGCAGCUGGUCAAUGAGGGAAUCAAAGCAGUUGAUGUUGAGGAAGAGGAGGACAAUCCAUGUAUGUUUAUAAUUGUGAUAAUAGUUAUAAAAGUGAAUCUUUAUGGUUAGAAAACUUCAUUUUUUCCCUCUUGCAACUGGUGUGGAUUUUGAAAAAUGUUUCUAUCACAAGCCAAAAGAGGAUUGAACAAGCAUUUUGGAUACCAACCUUUCACGUCAUUCAAGAAAAUCUUUUUUUUUCUUUUUUCUUAUCACUAACAAUGGAUCAUUUGAAAGUAAUAAGUCUCAGCCCAGGAUUGUCUUUCAGUCAUAAAACUGAUCAAAAUAACAAAACAAUCCUUCACCCUGAUGAUAAGUUUCACAAAUUUAGCUAUGGUUACUCAUGCAUCAGUUGCAGUCUUAAAUGAAUUAGAAAUCUAUCCUUUCCCAAACAAAUUCCACUCUUUGUCAAGUUAGUACAUGUUCGGAACCAUGCAUUGCUUGCUUAGUAAACUAUCCAAUUCUUGGUAAUAACACUUUGUCAAAUUUUAUUUCCUUCCCUAGAGAGAGUAAAACUUUUAAAUUUAGUAUUGAUCUGUUUUAACAGCUGACUUGGUGAGACCAGGCUCAGCAGCAGGUACAUCAAGACAAAACAGACCCUCAAGUGCCAUGUCCACCAGACAACGCCCAAUGUCUGCAUCACGGCAGAGACCAUCCAGUGCCAUGGGUCAGAGGCCUGGCUCUGCAGGAGGUGAGAGAUACUAUAUGCACAGACCUUUGUUCUUUAGCCUGGUAAAAAAAGUGUAUUAAUUUUCAAUCCACAUUUCCUAGCAGCAAUGUUGGGAAUCAUGCACUGGAACUCCUAUUUGUUUGCAUGCAAGCCCUAACCAUGUCAUAGUGUUGUGGUUUUUGGCAAUGCCCUUCACUCCCACACAAAGAAAACAAGCAUUACAACACUUAGAGCACCUACCUUGAACUGAAGGGGAGCCAUGUUUUUGCCCCUCAACCCCUAAGAGUGACUAGUAUCUAACUUCUGACAAUAUCAUCUUUAAUCACACAUUAAGGUCAUGCCAAUAAAGAAAACAAUCACCACUUAAAAAAUCUCUUGAUUGUUAAACAAAUUCUUCUCGUCAGUAUAUUAAGAAAUGUAUCAAUUAAAGUAUGGAGAAUAUGCAUACUGAUGUUAGGUUGUAAAGGGUUAAAGGGUUUGAAAUACAUUUCUUUCCAAGGAAUCAUCUGUUUAUCUGGGAGAUCAAAUCAUUGGUUAAGAUAUUUUAGUACGAAAAUUGGUCAAUAUUGCACUUGCAGUGUCAAAAACUUUAUAACUGAUGUUUGUAUUUCAGGAGGCCUUGAACCUAUUGGAGUGUUUCGCCAGGAUGACAGCAGUGAUCUUACUCAUGGUUAGUGCCUUGUCUGAUCUGAAUCUUCUAUCUCCUUAACAUGCUGAAUUUAGGUGUUGGUAAUGUAUUGGUGGUAAUUAAUGGGAGAUGAAUUGGCUCAUAGUCUGCAAUUGUUUGCCACCUGUUGCACUGUUGGUUCUUUCCAGGAUACUCUUUGAUGAUGAUGUCAACGUUACUAUACUUUGGUAACAUUCCUUUCUUUUUCCAUCCAAUUGUUGCAUAAGCUGUGAAAAAAGGAUUCUUAAAUCUCUAGUUUUGAGAUGGGAGUAUUGUUAUGGGUAAAAUUGGUAGCAGCGAUGCUCUCUAAAAUCAUUGUGUUAUCUCUUACAUCUUUCAGGUUCCAGUCAGGUUAUUUGUGGAAAUAUUUCACGAGCUCUUAAGUCAAGACAAAAGGUAACAGAGCACGAAAAUUCAUAAUUGUGAAUGUUCUUCUUGCUUGUGUAUUACGUAACAAAAUCAGAACUACUUCAUGGAAUUCAAAUUUCCGGUUCUGAAAUUUUAACAAAAUGUUCAUCAUAACCGAGAAAAGCCUCUCCUUUUUACUUUUGAAGUACUUUUCAAUUUAGUGUAUUAAAAUCACUGAAAGCCAAAGUAAUCAUUGUUGCCAGUCAUAACAAAGGUAAAUAUCAUGUCGGAACAGCAGGAACGUAAGUUAAAACUUCUGUUACGGGCUACAAUUGAAAGAGAGUGUGGAUAACAAGGCCACAAUUGAUUCUAGAGUACAGAAUCUGAUUGGUCGAGAAAAUGGCGCGGGUUUUCUCCUCAAUUCUCAAAGCAUUUGAAAACUAUACCUACUCAACGUCGGAUUAGUUUUGACGCUGACGUAAAAAUUUCGCUAUAUGCUGCAGGAUUUGAAAACGCCCAAGAUGCCUGUUAUGACGUUUCUCGAAAGUCCACGGCUUUACACGCCUGAGAAAAGCUUUGAGGACGACACGGAACCAGCAGCGAGCAAACAAGACAUCCUUAACGAACUUAAAGCUUGGAGAGAGGAGUAUUCCAAGUAAGGCAUCCACUGAAUAUACCCCCCCUUCGAGUCACCAUGAUAGCAAGUGUUUUAGUCUAAAAGUCCUCUAAAGGAACUGCACUUAUACGGUAAACCUUCUCGCUUCCAGGGCUAGUCAGGGUAUAAAUAUUUCUUUCAAAGUUAGUACACUAUCAAGCACACGGGAAAUAAGAAGGAAGGAAAUUAUUUAUUAGAAGAUAUUUCUUUGAUGGAAACACUGGAAAAGAAAUGCCUUGUGUGGAUAUCAUUAAAGGAAACUUGCCGGCAGAUCUCGGAAAUGAGAUGAUUAAGACAUACAGUGACACAGCAAAUAUUUGAGUGCAAUUACUGAUACACUGGCGUAAUAUCCUACCACCCUGACCCGUUUUAAGCCCGCUAGCAAGAAACUUUGUUUGUCAGGUUUCAGCUCGGAGCGAUAUUAAUCAAGCGAAACAAAAGCAAUUUAACUAUUAGAACUUACAUGUGCUGUGGGCGGACUUAAAGAAAAUUUCCGGUUUUGAUUGGGAACCAGCCAUGCGUGUAACUCUUUGAUGAAACAGGCAAUUUACCGACAUGUUAACAUCUCGGCUUCGAACUUAUAGUGUAGUUUUAAGGGUAAAGUCACGACUAUGUUUAUUCACGGGUGGUUUGCCUGUUCAGUCAAACUUUAAACCCAUUUUGCCGCAUCUCUGGGUCACGUGAUUGAUUCGGAAACGUCGACAACAAUAGCUCAUUUUAGAAUUUUCUCAUACCUUUCAGACGACUCUCAAAAUUUCCUAGAGAUGAAGAACAAAUGCUAGAUUAAACAGUCCCUAGUUUUGAGAGGAUAAUAAUAUUGUACAUGAUAGCUCUGGAAAUAAUUUUUUGUGUUAGCCCAACAGUCAUUUGACCUAUAGUCAUCGUGAUGUCAAACGUUUGUAACUGGAAAGUGCGUUAGUCCUUUUUUUGGUUGGUUAUUUUUCUUUUUUUUAAAGAAUAUUGAAACUAUAUUGACUUUGUAUACAUGUCUUGAAUAACUAGAGAGAAAAACCCAAUCAUGAAACCCAUCAUACAAACUGCAUUCCUUUCAUACCUCUUUUGUUUCAAAUGUAAACAAAUUUUAUGAGUCGUCUGUUUGUAUAUACUCGGGUUGACAAGAGGGAUUGAAAUUUGUUUUGGAACCUUUUAUUUGCAAUACCAAACUUCGAAACUCCAAAGGCACGUCAUAUAUUCCAAUUUUUCACAUCAGUAACCCGCAUACGUCAGUACUUUUAGUCGAAACAGGUGGUGUUGUUUGCAUCGGCUUAAUCGCCAAUUUUGACACAAAUUUGCGUCACUGUCGUCUGGUUUGGAAAGCGCUUGCUUAAGAAAGAGACCCUCCUCAAAAAUUCAUCGAAGGGAAACUCCAUCUCCCUAAUAGACUGUUUUAGAUGUUAUGUCCCUAAAAUAUCAGGCCAAUGUCACUGCUAUUAACAAAGAGACUGCAAUCUCUAAAUGAUCAUAUUUAGAGACAUUUGAAUUAGUGCGAUGUUGUAUGAGAAUAUGAGAUAUUAAACUACUGACAGGAAAAUUGUACCUUAAUCAGCUAUCUUCGUGAAGUACAUUUAAAAAGUUCCAUUUAAUCAAGUGGCAAAUGGAACAGCAAAUAUCAUAAACGACUCAAAACCUUCCCCUUUUCCCAUUCCGUUUAGCGUUGGUUACCGUACUUUUGAAUUGAUGUCUUGCCAUAAGUUUUUUUUUUCUCCGAGGCAUAAAUAAUUCACGUUAAGUGUUUAUUGUGAGCUUGGCUCAGUGUGUUUCUAUGACCCACGUUUUUUCUCGCUCGUCAAUUAAUUAAGGAAAAUGCGUAGCUGCUCGGUCAAGCGACUUACAAAGUUUUGAGAAGGAAAUCUUGGAGGAUUAUUUUUUGUGGGUAGACAAACUUUCCAGCGGUAAAAUAGUGAAAGGAAAAAAACGAUUUGCAUGGAUAACAGAUGGCGAAUUUACCAAAUAUAGGUUUAGUUCUUUGAGAUGAACUAGCGAUAACCUAGCUCUUUCAACGAUAGCGGCAUCCCCUUCCAUGUAAAUUUGUAUUGUUUAUAAUUACAUUUUGAAUACAAACGCGGAGUAAUUUUGAACAACUUUACCCCUCCGCUUUGAAAACAACUAGAUAAGCUAAACGCCCAAACUGCUUCCUGUUCUGACCGCAAUUAUUACAUUUAGGCGUUAAGAGAUUUUUUAUGGCUCAAUUUAGCAUACCAUCCACUCGAACUUAAUCUUGUAUGGGUGGUUGGGCGGGUGAAGAGUGUGUUUGUCGCACUAUUUUUGUUUGUGCGAUGCAUGUCACUUACAUUUUUAUCGAAAUUUCUUGUACAUUUAGGAUGUUACAUGAGGAAAGAAGCACAAUCACAAAUAGCGGAGCACUCGAUAGGUGAGUUGAAUUGAAUGCUGUCUCGAUUGAAGUGAAUAUCAAAGACUUGUUAUUGUUAUUCAUCCCACAAAGAAGUUCCCAUUCCUUCCUCACCAAAAGAAUGGGAAAAAUUUGAACUUAAGUUGCCGUGUAGUGAUUGUUUGAUUUUUUUUUUUCCACCAAUUGAUUUUGACAGGAGCUAUUUAUGGCAGCGUAAGCAGCUCAAAGGAGUUACUCGCUAUUGUUUUUUGCUUCUUUUUGUUUUGGUUUUUUUUUCCGUUUUAACUUGUAACUGUCACUCAAAUAAAGUAAAAAAGUUUAAAAGGUGAUAAAACACAAAGAAGGAAGGAGGCGAGAGAAAACUGGAGAAUAUGGACACAGAUUGAAAAUGAAAAACUUGAAAAUGUGGGAAAUUCUUACAAGAUAGUUAAACCGAGACGCAGCAUUCCCUUCACCACCCCUUCAAGGGUUCAGUUGAUUGUUUAGUGGAUGGUUGAUGCUUUUUGUAACACUCUGUUCUGUCUAGUAUCGCAGAUUAGUUAAACUAUUGCUAAAGCGGAGGAGAAGAGGAAAGGUAAUCAAGCCUUUUUCUUUCUUUCAGUGAGUUACCAAAAACCUCGCCCUCAAUGGAUCCCCCCGCCACACGCGCCUUCUCUCCCUCCCCUCCCUCUCGCCCCCCAGGAAGUCCUUCUGCCUUACGCCGUUCACUACCUAAUCCCCCCUUAGUCGGAAGGGAAAUUUUAAGCAGACCUAACACAGCAGCAGAUUUCAGGAUGCGAAGGUAAUAUGCUCUUGUAUCUUGUUUUUCAGCGUUUGGCCUUUAUUCCUUUUCUCCGGCUUCUCAAAUAUUUUCAGGGUCUGUAAGAGCAUUGCAAUAUAAAAGUUAGCCUUUUGUUUUGUAUGGCUGGUUGUCACUCAAACUGAGAAACUUUCACCGUUUGAAUGUAAGUGUCUCAUAAACCAUACCCCAUCCAUAGUGCUCUUCAGUCCUUACACAAGUCGGAUUUUUCUUCAUUCCUCCAUAUCUCCCAGUCAUAUUAACGCUAAAACAUGGCUAAUUCACGCUGUUUGCGCCCCAGAUUCCGACAGCUUUCCGGUGAGACUAGUGUGAACCAACUGAGACUGCGAACUCUGCAUGGAGACGAGAGUUUUGAAGUGGACAAAAACUUAUCAUCGGCGUCUCUAGAUAGCAGAUCCUCUCAGGCGCUACCAGCAGAGGAAGACACGGAACCACGCUCGUCCUCUGCGCCUGUGCGAAUCAACCGUCGUCCCAGGUAGGACAGUGAAAUUGUUCAGUCAACAAGACAUGUUUUGUGAUGUUCAAGAUUGAACAAGCAACAUUGUAAGGUCAAUAUUGGUCAUACUAGUAGAUAUGCGGAAGGGAGCAAUCGAUUCUUCAUUGACAAAAUCCAAAAAUAGAACCACAUUUAAACAGGCAUGAUUUGUUUUACUUUCAACGCAUGGAAAUUCUCGUCAAUACAGUAGAGAAUUUUAAUCGGCAAAAGCAGUGUUACAUGUCUGAGAAAGUUAUUAUCUAGCGCGCAUUUAGAUUCCUUGCUACUCUCAUAUCUCAGGAAUGUGCCGCCAACGAAAGAUAACAUAAGACCCUCCCGCAAACUUCCUGACCCACCAUUUCUGGGACAGAGGCCAGGCACAGCAGCUGCUGCCUUGCAGAAACGAAAACUCAAACCUUCCCAAGAGUAACAGAAACAGUUAAGAGAACUUGUAAAAUGGAAGUAUUGGAGAAAUCAGUGGGUUUCGGAUAUGGACUUGUUAACAACAACGAAACAACAACAACAACAACAACAACAAGUCUUGUGCGUGACAGAUGCUCUCCUGUUCACUUGGAGUGCUUUUGUGCACUAGCCGAUUACGCUUGACUGCUGAAUGACGAACUUUUUUAACUUCCGGAAGGAAAAAUUGCGAGAUUCCAAUUUAUUGGAAUAUUGUAUAUAUUUUUGUUUUUGUGUGCGGUGACAGUGUAAAUAAAGGUG
Messenger RNA from Pocillopora meandrina, 13846 nucleotides. NCBI's taxonomy places the organism in Eukaryota, Metazoa, Cnidaria, Anthozoa, Scleractinia, Pocilloporidae. The record is from the annotation of a GenBank genome assembly.